Messenger RNA from Ochotona curzoniae (black-lipped pika), 1156 nucleotides. It is a transcript of the gene YRDC, whose product is annotated as yrdC N6-threonylcarbamoyltransferase domain containing. The record is from RefSeq and is a predicted model, not a curated record. The coding region runs from base 1 to 810 and encodes 269 amino acids. Gene Ontology annotation, biological process: regulation of translational fidelity. The transcript is spliced from 5 exons. NCBI's taxonomy places the organism in Eukaryota, Metazoa, Chordata, Mammalia, Lagomorpha, Ochotonidae. Gene Ontology annotation, cellular component: cytoplasm. Gene Ontology annotation, molecular function: double-stranded RNA binding; nucleotidyltransferase activity; tRNA binding.
AUGUGUCUGGCGCGUCGGGGUUCGGGGCUGAGGGCGACGCUGGCUGCCGUCGUGGGGCUGAGCGAGGGCGCGGCGGGCUCGGCCCGUGGCGGCCGCCUCCUCCGGCCGGCGGCUCCGGAGGCCCGGCUGCUGCGGCUCCCGGGCGGCGGCGGGGCCGAGCGCGCCGGCUGGGGCGCAGCGCUGCGGGCCGCCGUGGCCGAGCUGCGCGCCGGCGCCGUGGUGGCCGUCCCCACUGACACGCUGUACGGCCUGGCCUGCUCGGCCAGCUGCUCGGCGGCGCUGGACGCCGUGUACCGCCUCAAGGGCCGCAGCGAGACCAAGCCUCUGGCCGUGUGCCUGGGCCGCGUGGCCGACGUCUACAGGUACUGUCACGUGCGGGUCCCUGAGCAGCUCCUGCAAGACCUCUUGCCAGGACCGGUCACGUUGGUGAUGGAACGCACUGAAGAGCUCAACAGGGACCUGAACCCCUUCACUCCCCUGGUGGGCAUCCGGAUUCCCAACCAUGCUUUCAUGCAAGACCUGGCCCAGACAUUCGGGGGCCCUCUUGCUCUCACCAGCGCCAAUCUGAGCUCGCAGGCCAGUUCUCUGAGGGUCGAGGAAUUCCAAGACCUCUGGCCUCAUUUGUCCCUGGUCAUUGAUGGGGGACAAAUUGGAGAAGGCCAGAGUGCUGAGUGUCGCCUUGGCUCAACCGUGGUUGACUUGUCUGAGCCUGGAAAGUUUGGUAUCAUUCGCCCAGGCUGCGCCCUGGAGAGCACCACAGCCAUCCUCCAGCAGUACGGGCUGCUCCCUGCACACGGACCAUGCUUGUGAGGCUCCCGAGGGUGAACCCAGGACUGGUACUGGAUACUGUGUGUCCACUGGCCAUCGGUAAGGCCUCGUUCAGAGGCUGCUAGAACUGGGCCGCUGGCCUGAUGUCCAGGCGGCGUGUCUUAGCACACUGCACAGGAUGCUGCUGUUCUAUUUAUUAUCUCUACUCUGCUCAGACCUGAGCAAUUUCCUCCCUCCCCUAAGUGUCAGUGAGUUAAUUAUAUACAUCAUACUUCUAAAUCCAGUCAUUGUGGCAACCUUUUACUUUAUUCCUGUCUACACCAAGCAUUGGACAUACUGUUGUUGGGUAUUUGAACUUUGUCUUUAAUAUUAAAAAAAAUGCUAUUAA